AUGCCUUUUACUUUCGAAGGCAAAACUGUGCCUAAGGCUCGCCAGGAUAAAGCAUUACAAACGUUGAGGAGAGAUGCCAGCCCUGAAGAGCUAAAGGACUGGCCUCACUGCUACAUCAAAGAAAAGAUUCGAGUACCGCUGUUUCACAAGCACAGCGAAGAUUAUGAGCGAGAGAGGUCCUAA
This is a messenger RNA of Clonostachys rhizophaga, 183 nucleotides long. Lineage: Eukaryota; Fungi; Ascomycota; Sordariomycetes; Hypocreales; Bionectriaceae. The record is from the annotation of a GenBank genome assembly.